Rosa chinensis is the source of this 2799-nucleotide messenger RNA. RefSeq lists its product as uncharacterized. NCBI's taxonomy places the organism in Eukaryota, Viridiplantae, Streptophyta, Magnoliopsida, Rosales, Rosaceae. The record is from RefSeq and is a predicted model, not a curated record. The coding region runs from base 127 to 2619 and encodes 830 amino acids. Gene Ontology annotation, molecular function: nucleic acid binding; zinc ion binding. The transcript has 7 exons.
CCUUUUGGUCAAAUAAAAGAAAAAGAAAAAGAAAAAGUAAGGUCUUCUCCAAGUCUUUCAAAUUCCGAGACGAGAAUUUGAUUCGACACUGCAGCCCAAAACCAUACGAAGACGCUGAAGCUCAAGAUGGGCUUGCUGGGUCUCGUUGGAUUUGCGUUCCAACGCUUUCAUGUUCUUGCAUGGCCUCUCUUUGCUCUGGUCUAUCCUCUGUGUUCUUCCAUUAAAGCAAUCGAGACAAAUUCCAUUACAGAUACUCACAAGAUAAAUACGUAUUGGGUCGUCUUCUCAUUGAUCUUGCUAUUUGAAAAUGCUUUUAUGAAGCUCCUUGAAUGGUUCCUGCUCUGGCCAUACAUUAGGCUACUGAUUGUCUUCUUUUUGGUGAUGCCACAUUUUGAUGGCGCCUUAUAUGUCUAUAAACACCUUAUCUGUCCAUGCCUCUCCUUGGAUCCCCAAAUUGUUAUCAACUUGUUCAACAAGCGGAAGGAGUCCCUUGCGAGAGAUAACUUUCUCUCUGAGGUUGAGAGAUAUGUCAAGGAGAAUGGACCUGAAGGUUUGGAAAAAUUUAUUGCUUGCAAGUCAACAAGGACAAAUCUCAAUGUAAAAGAGUUCAAUGCAGUUUCAUCCAUGGAUAAUGAAGCGUCAAAAUCCAUAAAGCCAAAUGGUGGACAGAAUGAUAUCAAAGCUGUGCAGGUAAUGGUGAAAAAGAAGGAAACAACUGCUAGCCAAGUUAGUCAGGCAGAGCCUAAUCUCACUGUGAAUGAAGAUAAAUUUUCUUCUAGGAAGAUGAAUGAAAAAGCGAUUGGGGCUGCAGCCGACAGAGAAAUUCUGAAUACUCCACCUCCAAAGAAAGUCCAGAAGGAGUGGACCACAGUCAGUCCGCUACCAACUCAAACUGAUGCAACUUUUAAUUCCCCUCUCGGUGAUAAUAAACACAAGGCUACAUACGAGGCCUUGAAGAUAAAGAAUGAGGCAGAGCCGAAGCUCACUUGGCCUGAAAGCAGUACUGUUGCAGCCAUGGAAAUAUAUGAAAAGCCGGUUGAGGUUGGAACAGUUAUAGAAGAUCCCGAGCCUCCUAAAGAAGUCCAGAAAGAGUGGACUUGUGCUCUCUGUCAGGUAACUACUGCAUGUGAAAGAAAUAUGAAUUCCCACCUGCAAGGGAGAAAACACAAGGCAGCAUAUGAGGCACUGAAAGCAGGGAAUCAGACAUUUGUGCCCAAGAUUGCCCCAGCUUCAACUGCAAAAACAUCCAAUCAACCAAAUAAAGAGCCUGGAAAGAGUAUACGAAGUACAGGGAAGCUCAAUUGGCCUGAAAUCCAUACUGUUUCAUUCAUGGAACUAUUUGAAAAGCCUGUUGAGUUUGGAACAGUUAUAGAAGAUCCCGAGCCUCCUAAAGAAGUACAGAAAGAGUGGACUUGUGCUCUCUGUCACGUAACUACUGCAUGUGAAAGAAAUAUGAAUUCCCACCUGCAAGGAAGAAAACACAAGGCAGCAUAUGAGGCACUGAAAGCAGGGAAUCAGGCAUUUGUGCCCAAGAUUGCCCCAGCUUCAACUGCAAAAACAUCCAAUCAACCAAAUAAAGAGCCUGGAAAGAGUAUACGAAGUACAGGGAAGCUCAAUUGGCCUGAAAUCCAUACUGUUUCAUUCAUGGAACUAUUUGAAAAGCCUGUUGAGUUUGGAACAGUUAUAGAAGAUCCCGAGCCUCCUAAAGAAGUACAGAAAGAGUGGACUUGUGCUCUCUGUCACGUAACUACUGCAUGUGAAAGAAAUAUGAAUUCCCACCUGCAAGGAAGAAAACACAAGGCAGCAUAUGAGGCACUGAAAGCAGGGAAUCAGGCAUUUGUGCCCAAGAUUGCCCCAGCUUCAACUGCAAAAACAUCCAAUCAACCAAAUAAAGAGCCUGGAAAGAGUAUACGAAGUACAGGGAAGCUCAAUUGGCCUGAAAUCCAUACUGUUUCAUUCAUGGAACUAUUUGAAAAGCCUGUUGAGUUUGGAACAGUUAUAGAAGAUCCCGAGCCUCCUAAAGUAGUACAGAAAGAGUGGACUUGUGCUCUCUGUCAGGUAGCUACUGCAUGUGAAAGAAAUAUGAAUUCCCACCUGCAAGGGAGAAAACACAAGGCAGCAUAUGAGGCACUGAAAGCAGGGAAUCAGGCAUUUGUGCCCAAGAUUGCCCCAGCUUCAACUGCAAAAACAUCCAAUCAACCAAAUAAAGAGCCUGGAAAGAGUAUUCCGAGCAGUGGAUCAGAACAAAAAGUUACUGUAAAUGAAAAUGUGCAAGGCCAGAAAAAUAGUAGUCCACCUCCAAUCACAAAGAAGCACUAUAAACCGAAAGAGCAGCUAGCAGAUGGUGUAUCCAGCAAUGGCCAGAAAGGGAAAAUUGCUAUACACAUCGAGAAGGUACAAAGUCAACAACCAAAGCCAAAUGAAGUUCCAAGGGUGAAGAGUUCUCCUAUGCGGUGCAAAAUUUGUGGCGUAUGCUGUUCUGAUGAGAUUGACUUGCUGUCUCAUCUUAACGGAAAAAAACACCAGGAAAAUGUGCAAGAGUACCUAAUCAGGGAAUGGAUGAAAAAGCCCAGGGGCCUUUGUGAUACCGAAACUGGUGAGUUUGACAUUUACUGGUGAGUUUGACAUGGUAUCUCAUCUUAAUUGAAGGAAUUUCCGUCAUCGUUUAUCACCAGAAAUGCAGGUUGUGGAGAGAAUGCUUAAAAAAGAAAAUAGUAUAGUUUGUAAUUCUGAUUUAUUUUUGUUUGCUAAGCAACUGAAGACAUUUCAUGAUCAGCUUAUAUCAUGUUCUAUGAUCAA